AUGCCUCAACCGUACUGGGGUCUUGGUGGCUCGGAAACGCCAUCGUCGCCGCGAACAAUGCGCACGCUGCGCAAGAUUCAAUCUCACCAGGUUUUGUCGACCUCGAGCGCACUUAUCGCCCAGACCCAACCCAACCAACUCUCAUCGAUGCAUCUCACGGAUAAUGAAGCGUCGACGCCAUCGGGGUCUACGAUCAGACAUACCGGCCGCCGACCGCGAUCCAACAGUGAUGCGGCUGCUCGCGAUUCACCAUCACUCGUGACCUCGGUUCCGACGCAACGACGCCCAGCCCGGAAGACUGGGUCAGGGGUGGGCAUCAAGAGGUCAUUCCUGGAGAAUCUUGUUCGAGAUGGGCCACACAACGGCAAUACGAAGGAAGCUCUGAGGGAGCUGCGGUAUCUAGUUCUGUCAACCGGAGUGGACGCCGACGGGGAUGGCAUGUCUCCCUACCGGGUUUACUUGUGGCUUAUUCUGCUAAAUGUGGCGCCGCUUCCCACCGACGACUACCUUGUUCUUGUUCACCGUGGUGGCUCACCCGCCUAUGCAAAGAUUCGCAACGAUACUUUCCGUACACUCGCGACCGACCCAUUAUUCAAGCGCCGUGUCACCGAGGCCAGCCUCAUUCGGCUGCUCAAUGCCGUAGCCUGGAAGCUCCACGACUCCAAAGCAAAGCCUCGAUCUCGACCCUCUUCCUCUAGACGCCUUGAGAUGGAGAUGCUGGUCGAUACACCACCCAGUAUCAAGGAGGAACCGGAGCUGGAGACUCCCGGAUCUGACACAAAAGCUGUGGUCAACGACUCGGCCAUAUACGUGCAAGGCAUGAAUGUGCUCUGUGCACCUUUUCUGUAUGCCGCCCGCAGCGAGGUGGAGGCAUUUGCGCUGUUUCACUACUUUGUGACCAAGGAAUGCCCUGGUUACAUCCGCGGCGCAAUGGAUGGCGUCCACAAGGGCCUGCGGCUAGUUGACCGGUGUUUGGAGAUCGUGGAACCGAAGCUCGCGGCGUAUCUCUUUUCCAAGGGGAUGUACGCUGAACUCUACGCUUUCCCAUCAGUCCUGACUCUGUGUGCCUGUACCCCGCCACUGCCGGAGGUCCUGCACCUGUGGGACUUUCUCUUUGCCUACGGGCCCCAUUUGAAUAUACUCUGCAUUGUGGCGCAACUGAUUCGCAUGCGGGAUACUCUUCUGGAGAGUCCAAGCCCCAACAAAAUCCUCCGGUCUUUACCACCCCUCGAUGCCAAAGGCAUCAUCGCCUUGACUGUGCUCUUGGUACAGCGGAUUCCCGACGACGUCUACGCCGAAAUGGUCACUCAUGCAAAAUAA
Messenger RNA from Penicillium oxalicum, 1320 nucleotides. RefSeq lists its product as uncharacterized. Lineage: Eukaryota; Fungi; Ascomycota; Eurotiomycetes; Eurotiales; Aspergillaceae. Gene Ontology annotation, biological process: negative regulation of septation initiation signaling; activation of GTPase activity. Gene Ontology annotation, molecular function: GTPase activator activity. Bases 1 to 1320 code for a protein of 439 amino acids. Gene Ontology annotation, cellular component: mitotic spindle pole body. The record is from RefSeq and is a predicted model, not a curated record. The transcript is spliced from 3 exons.